AUGACGCAUCUUGAUGACAAUGUAACAAUGUAUCUCGGGUCGACAAGACCGGCUUUAAAGCUAAAAGCCAUCUACCGCUCUCCCCAAUCUCAUCCAUUCAACUCUCCCAACGCCGCCAUGAGCUCCUCCGCGUCAUCCUCUCCUCCCGUUGACACCGACGAGGUCAUCUUUGAAUUGCCCGACGCCAUCCGCCUUUACCGGAGCGGCCGCGUGGCCCGCCUCCGUCCUGACGAGCUCGUCCCCCCGUCCCUCGAUCAACCAACCGGCGUCCAAUCUAAAGACGUCACCAUCAACCCAACCACCGGCCUCUCCGUCCGCCUCUACCUCCCGCCCUUCUCUGCCCCAAUCCCCAAAAAGCUCCCGGUUCUCAUCUCCAUCCACGGCGGCGGCUUCUGCCUCGUACGCGCCUCCUCCUCCAUAUACCACGGCUACGUGAACUCCAUCACCGCUAAGGCCGGAAUCCUCGCCGUCUCAGUCGACUACCGCCUCGCGCCAGAGAACCCUCUCCCAGCCGCCUAUGAUGACUGCUGGGAAGCCCUGAAUGCUGGAAUGGGUUUUCGCCGCCUCCGAUCCUUGGCUGUCUGA
Molecule: messenger RNA, 585 nt
Organism: Phalaenopsis equestris
Lineage: Eukaryota; Viridiplantae; Streptophyta; Magnoliopsida; Asparagales; Orchidaceae
Product: tuliposide A-converting enzyme 2, chloroplastic-like
Exons: 2
Coding region: 1-585 (194 amino acids)
Molecular function (GO): hydrolase activity
Source: RefSeq, a predicted model, not a curated record